Molecule: messenger RNA, 2156 nt
Organism: Salvia hispanica
Lineage: Eukaryota; Viridiplantae; Streptophyta; Magnoliopsida; Lamiales; Lamiaceae
Gene: WIP2
Product: WPP domain interacting protein 2
Source: RefSeq, a predicted model, not a curated record
UGAUCUAAAUCCAUCGAUCUCCGCAUCUAGGGUUUCCAUUUCUCCCCCAAAUAAUUUUCAACCUUUUUUUUUUAAUUUAUGGAGACCAAACCCAAGGUACGUUGUUAAUCACACUUUACUUCCUCCAAUUUCGUUUUGGCCCCAUGAAUUGUUUGUUUCUAGCUUCGGAAUUCACUUCUGCUUCAAUCAAUCAUUGCAAUCAAUAUUCCGUUUGGGGAUUGAAUCAUUGAUUUUGAGGUCUUGGAUAAUCCCGUGAGCUGGAAUGAUGGUUGGUUGUUCUCGAUCUUGAUCUGGAUCAUCACUUUGGAGUGUCGUACUUGAGUAAUGGUGUUUUCCAGCUGCGAUUAGGCGAUUUUCUUAUAUAUGGAGAACGAUUGUUUGGUUCGGGAAUUAGUAGAGGAUAAUGAGGGAAUUGCGAGUGAUUUGAUUUUGGAUAAACUGGGGAGUGCGAGUGAAUCUAAGGUUCAAGCUAAUGGUUCUCAUGGAGUGGGAAAUAGCGAUAGGGAUGAGUUGAAUCUGAAGGGAGCUGAUGUGGAGCUGAAGCCUGAUGUGUCGACUCCGACUCCUACGAGGAAAGGGUUUGGAUUGAAGAAAUGGAGGAGGAUCAAGAGAGAUGUUAACAGAGAUGGGGAUAGUGGCAGUGACGCUGUUGCUGUGGUGGCGCAGGACUCUCCGCGUGAGGUGUCGUCUAACCCUAGCAAACGGGUGCAGAAGAGCGAGGGCUCUGUUUCUUCCACGAAUGCUGUGGUUAGGAAUUUCGAUGGUUCUGCGCUGCUUGAUGAGUCGAGUUUGGGACUGAGUCCAUCGUUUGCAGCUGGAACAGAUUCUGAGAAUAGUGAGGAUCGGAGUAGCAAGUCCUCUACUGCAGCUAGUGCUCCAAGGAUGAGGUAUGAGAUACCGGUGAUUGGGGGAUUUCCACGCGAUAAGAGCAAGAUAAGUAGUUACAAUGGGAAGAAUUUGACGCAUGCUGUGCAGUAUGGCCAGCAUGGAAAAGGUCGGAUUGAGGGCAGCAAGAAGGCUAGAGGAGAACGGGUCAAAAUCGAGAAAGAAAACUCUCAUUCCAGUGUGGAAUCUGACUCGCGGAGCUCCACUUUUGUGUUUAUGCAGGGAGCCUUCUCUUUGAAUAAUGGGAGACUGAGUGAAGGAAUAAAUGAGUAUGAUGGACAAAAUGGCGACGAAGUUCAGGGCAUUGAGAAGCACGUAAACGAUGGAAAUCAAAGUGUAUAUGGCAAUGAUAGUGGGAGGGGAGGGUUUGAGGACUUGUCACCUGAAGAAGGAAAUGAGAAUCAUGGUCCCAUAAGAGAUAAGGAUCCGCUAUCUGAAUCUAUGCGCGCACUCCAAUCUGCACAAGAAGCACUAGAAGCAGAGGUGCUUAAGUUUAAGGAAAUUGGAAAUGAUGUAUCAGUAGAUGGUCCUGUUUCAGAUUUAUGCAAUGAGUUCAUAGAUGUAGAGCAAAAACUUCAAGAAACAAGCGGUGAGGGCUCACAAAGCUUUUUGCGAUUACAAAGAGAAACUAGUGAUGUUGUAACCGAGCUGGAAGACCUCUUCAAGCAGAAGGUCGAAGCUGAACUAGAGUAUUUGGUAUUAUCAAGAACGGUACAAAAGAUGAGGGUUGCAGCUGUUGAUCAAAUUACUGUAUUAGAAGAACAAAAGGCUCUGAGUUCAGUGCAGACGCAGGUACUUGACCAGCUCGGAGAUGCUGAACACAAGGCUGCUUCGCUUAAGAAACAGGCUGACAAGUUGGAGAACUUCUGCGAAGAAAUUGCAAGUGCGGACGAAAUAUUGAAGCUGCAGAAGGGGGCGUUUAAAUACGGUUCUUGUUUCUUGAUGCAACUAGUUUUGUUGUUCGUCAUCUUGGGCGUAUUUAUACUCCAAUUUUCGGGAGAUUACGCGGAGGUUGUUCCCACCUAGUUCUAGUUCUAGUUCUAGAGCUCUUGACUUCCUUCCCUCCUUUUUUACCGGUGAUGGCUACAUCUUUUUCUUCCAGAAGUAGAUGUGUAGAUCAAUCCCUUGAGUAAGCUCUCUUCUUAUAAAGAAGUUCAAUGUGUAUUGCCCUGAUUUUGCAGCCCUUUCUUUUUGUUUCUUCACUUUUUAUGUAAUAAAGAUUAUCCCUUUAUACAAAUUCAGGAUAUGAAGAUGUUGAUUGUUGAUGAGAA